Mesorhabditis spiculigera is the source of this 732-nucleotide messenger RNA. Lineage: Eukaryota; Metazoa; Nematoda; Chromadorea; Rhabditida; Rhabditidae. The record is from the annotation of a GenBank genome assembly.
AUGUUGCCGGUGCAGAAACGGAUGCCAUCCUGGGAUGUUGCAGAAGAAUUCAUGCAGCAAAACCCAGAGGGAUUUCACAUGAGUCCGAAACUGAUGGAAAAGAUGAAGAUAUACGACCAAAAGGUGGCCUGCAUGGAAAUGUUUCAAGCGGCUGGCACGCUGGGUGAAAGCGACAUGAUGCAAUUCGACAUGGUAUCUGCGCUGAAACUCGAACUGGUCAUGGCGAUGGAGGCUGCAAACCGCCCGUCCCUCGCUGGCCUCCGACUUAUGGACGUCUUCUACCUAUCCUCGAUGCGCCUGCCACUAGAUCUACAAGGAGCUGUUGCCAACAUCAUUUCUGUGGCUUCGGGCAGCCAGAAUUCGUUGGGGAGCGACGGAGAACUGCCGGAUCUGCGGCAAGACCCUCCGGAGGACCCAGCCGCUCCGGUUUCUCCCUUUGGUCGGGCCUAUCCAGCCUUUCCGCGUACCAUGCAGCAUUUGAUCCCUCUCCAGGAGAGUUGGCGCCUAGCGAAACAAACGUUCGAGCACGAGUGCAAGAUCUUGAAUCGGAAGCGUCACUAUGGCCUUGAUGAUGAGACCUUCGUCAAACUGUUCUUUGCGUGUGCUGGCUGCAAUGCAAAAGGAACCGCCUGUGAUCCAUGUCACGGAUGUCCGGUGACGAGCAUGUUGCGAUGCCCUAAAUGUGUGCAUGGUGCCGGACUGUUUGGUGUCCCUCCCGUCCUACUCUUCCCC